Molecule: messenger RNA, 6577 nt
Organism: Melospiza georgiana
Lineage: Eukaryota; Metazoa; Chordata; Aves; Passeriformes; Passerellidae
Gene: ZC3H11A
Product: zinc finger CCCH-type containing 11A
Exons: 17
Coding region: 3345-5777 (810 amino acids)
Molecular function (GO): metal ion binding
Source: RefSeq, a predicted model, not a curated record
CGACCGUAAAUAGAGCGGCUUCGGAGCCCUGCGGCGGCUGGUGGGAGAUGGGGAGGAACAGGCGAGGGGGCGGUGCUGGCUCAACCCCGGCUCCUCCGCAAGGCCGCGCGGCCCCACAGCGGCAGGGGAACGCUGAGGGGCGAGGCGGAAUUAAGAGGAAAUAAAGCUGGGAUUGAGUGGGAAUAAAGCCGGAAUUAUGUGGGAAUAAAGCCGGGAUUAUGUGGGAAUAAAGCCGGGUGAGGCGGGUUUGCUCCCCCGGGUUUUGGGGAGGGGGAGCUGCGGGCCCGGGCAAGGCCCGAGGCCUUCCCUCAGCGCUGUCCCCUCUCCAAACCCAGCUCAGAUAUUUCCUAAAUCUCCUCAUUUUUUCACAUCAAAACUCCUUUUUUCCUGUUGUAGCAACGCGUCCGAGGGGCAUUUCUAACGUAAUUCCCUAAAGGAACUUCAGGAGCUGAGUAACUCUGGAUGCAGGCGGGCUCAGUUCCUCCCGGAGGUUGUUAAAAACAACGCGAAUCCGCCAAUUUUUGGUGUUUUUUCCUUAUUUUUUAAAGGUUUUCCCUCCCGGAUGUUGUUAAAACAACGCGAUUCUGUGAAUUUUUGGGGUGUUUUUCUUAUUUUUUUUAAAGGUUCUGCUUUCUGACGCCAAUUUUUGUUAUGGAAACGCCAAAAAAGAAAAUUUAUUGUUGUUGUUAAAGCGAUUCAAGCCUCCAGGUUAUUCCCAGAAUUGCAUCAGGGUCGCAUUUCCUGAAUAAAUCACAGCUUUAUUUGGCUGUAAAAAAAUAGAAAUAAAUAAAAUAAAGGAUUUUAGGGUUGAAUUUGGGCACAGCUGAAGCAGAGCAGGAAGAAUUUUCCAUUUAAAACUUCCUGGUGGUGACAUUUCCCAGCUCUAAUGACAUUUUCCAAGGUGAAAAAUGAAUUUUUUUGGGGAAAAUCGAUAUUUUUUUUUGUAUUUAAGAAAACAUUUCCAUGAGGGAGAGGAAUAGGAAAUUUUUAUAGGAAAUUGCUGCCAGGCUUUGAGGUUAAGCUCAGAAAUACAAAAAAUUAAAUUUAAUUAUUGCUGUUUUAUUCAAGAGUGAAAGGAGCAGCUUCCCUUGGUUUGGGGUUGAUUUUUAAAGAGGAAAAGCUGAAAGAGAGAGAAAAAAUGAGAAAAAAAUUGUAAAAAUGUGAAAUUCCUGCUGCUUUUCCUUCUUUGCCACCUGAUAAACAGGAAAUGAAUCAUCCAAGGAAUUUAAGGCACAAAUGAAGCAGCAGGAGAAAAUUUUUCCAGGGAAAUUUGAGAGUUUAAAAUCCAAGAAUUCCUCACAGGGAAAUGCAGGAAAACUUCUUUAUUUUCCCUUUAAAAAUAGAAAAGUUGUGUUGGUUUUUAUGGCCUGGUUUCUGCUGCUGCAUUUUUAAUUGAUUUGAUUUUUUUUUUUUACAAAAAUUUUCAUUAAUUUCAUGAAUUUAACACAAAACCUGUUUAAAAUUUUGCAUUCACUUGAAUUCAUUCAAAACCUACUGAGUGCACCAGAGUUACUCAUUUUUAUUCAGAUUAUUUAAAAUUUACCAGUUUUAAAAUUCAACAAAAAUGUUUUUUAAUGAACUUUUUUAAUAAUUAAAUCACUCUAACGAAGUUUAAAGGUUUUGGGUGGGCUUGGUUGAUUCUUUUCUGUUAUUGUUGUUUAUUUUCAAGGUUUAUUCCAAUUUAAACAAGAUCCACACUGAAAUAUGGAAUAAUGAAGGCAAAAAUUUGAUUUAUUUUUCAAAAGAAUUCAAUCUGAAGGGAUUUUCUCUCCCCUCAGGGUGUUGGAUGUAGAAAUGUUGAAUUUUCAAUGUGGAAAUUCCUGCUCUGGGUUGGAAUUUCUGCUUUUCUCACCCCUCACUCCCAGGAUUUCAGCAAACAGAAGAAUUCAGGUUGAAAUUUGAUUUGAAUUCCUUGGGAAAAGUUGAAUUCCCACCACAAGGAGCUCCAGGAGUUUGAGGAUUAAAUUCCAUGAGGCAAAAUUUGAUUUUUGAAGCUCCAAAAUUGAAUUUAACCCCAUGGAGAAGAACAGGAAGCACUUAAAUCCUGAUUUAUUUUUAUUCCCUUUCCAAUCACUCAAAAAAACCCUAAAAAAACCAAUAAUUAAUCUGCAAACCCAACUUUUCCUCUCUUUAUUUUAGAUUUGGGAAAAUUCCUUGGCCAAAAAAAAAACCCCAAAAAAAAUCGUGGAAAAUUCACAAAAUUUCUUUGUGUGAGUAAAAGGUUCCAAGUGUUUCUUCUUAAGCUGCAAAUUAAAAUUGAUUGAGUUUUGUCCUCCCCAAAGAUUCAGAAACAUCAGAGGGGUAAAACUGAUUUUUAUUUGGUUUUUAGCAGAAUAUCUACAAGAAAAAUGGGAUAAAAACUCCCAAUAAAUCCAUUUUUGGUGGCACCCAAACCCCAAUCAGCUGCUGAAUGAUUAGGGAACAGCACAAAUGGAAAAAUUGGGGAAAUUUCUUGGAAAUUCUGCCCCAAAUUCCCAAAAAUUCCUGGGUUGAGGGUUGGGGAUGGGUGAGUUUGUCCCUGUGCUGUCCCCAAUAAUCUCAUUUUCCCCUCAAUUGGAAUUUAUGGGUUAAAAUUCUGAUUUUUUUGUUGUUUUUCUCCUUGUCCUGCUGUCCUUGCCUCCUUUGGGGUGUGUAUAAACACAAUUUUGGGGUUUAUACACACAAAUUUUGGUGGGAGGGGGUUUUUUCUCAUCAAUACGGGGGAAGGUUUUUGUGUUUUCUUAAUAGGUGAAGAAAUCUCAGAAGACCAGAAAUUGCAACUUACUGAAUUAUAUAAUUUAAAAAAAUAUUAAAAAAAACCUAAAAAUUUCCCCAGCUGUGGAAGAUGGAGCCUCAUUUUUUGAAUCCUGAGCCACUUUGAAUCGCUGGGGAAUUUUUUUUUAUAAUUUUUUUUUUUUUUAUGUUUCUUUUUUAAUUUUUUUUUAUUGGAAGAGCAAAAAUAUCCCUGGCUGUCUCCAGAUUUGCAAUGGACUCAAUUCCUCCUCCAUUGUUUCUGAGAGCAACCUCAGAGUUUUUGGAAAAUUGUUGGCUGAGAGGUUCCCUUGGAAUUGUCAGGAGGAAAAAAAAAAGCAAAAAAAAAAAACAAAACAAAAAAGCAAAAAAAAAAAGGCAAAAUUCACAAAUUCUUUCUGCCCCUUUGUUAUUCAUUCACGGACUCCUUCGGCCUACAGGAGAGGGAACUGCAUGGCUGGGAAGAACAAAGGCUGGGCUCAGCGUGGCCAGGGUUACUUUUAAGCAGAAGCUGUCAGAGCUGAGCCAGGAGAAGCCUUUGAGGUUCCUGCCCAGGCUGGAGCAGGAGAGCCCUGGGAGGAGCAAACCCUGAGUAGGGAGUGAGGAUCUGCAGCAUGUCCAGCCAGGGGGAUGACUGCUACUUCUACUUCUACUCCACCUGCAACAAGGGUGACUCGUGCUCGUUCCGGCACUGCGAGGCGGCGCUGGGCAGUGAGACCGUGUGCACGCUGUGGCAGGAGGGGCGCUGCUUCAGGAAUGUCUGCAGGUUCAGGCACAUGGAGAUCGAUAAAAAGCGCAGUGAGAUCGCCUGUUACUGGGAGAACCAACCUGGGGGCUGCCAGAAGCACAACUGUGCCUUCCACCACACCAAGGGCAGAUACGUGGAUGGGCUCUUCCUUCCCCCCAGCAAAACCACCCUUGCCAGCCCCCCAGAGGCUGCAGAGGACGAGGUGAAGUUGGUGCAGCUGCAGCAGAACAAACUCUCGGUGCAGUCCAACCCCUCCCCUCAGCUCAGGGGGGUGAUGAAAGUGGAGAAUUCUGAGAAUGUGCCCAGCCCCACCCACCCCCCUGUGGUCAUCAAUGCUGCUGAUGAUGAUGAGGAUGAUGAUGACCAACUUUCUGAAGAAGGAGAAGAAACCAAAACCCCAGUGCAGCCCCCAGCCCCAGAGAGCCACAAUGGGCUGAGGGUGAUUUCCACCAGGAAACCCAACCCCAGUGCAAAGCAAGAUGACAACUUAAAUUUUGGAAUCAAAACCUUGGAAGAGAUCAAACUGAAGAAACUCAAGGAAAAAGCCAAAAAACAAGAAGGUCCUUCAGGAGUGGCUGUGGAUCCUCUCCAAGCCAGGAACAUUCCUGUGCCAGAGAAGGAAAAUGUCAGGACAGUGCUGAGAACUGUGACCCUCUCCUCCAAGGAAGGAGAGGACCCUGUGAUCCAGCUGAACCUUCCUGACAGACUGGCAAAAAGGAAAACCCUCAUGGGUGGGAAGACGUUCCUGCCCCUGAGGAGGAGCGUGGCAGACAGGCUGGGGAGGAAGGCAGAGCUGCAGCACAACGCUGAGAAGGCCCCAAAGAGAGGCACAGUUCAAGUCCUGAAGUCCUUGAAGGAGAGGCUGGGGCUGCCCUCUGAGCAGAGCAGCACUGAGACAGACAAAGCUGCCAAACCCAUCGAGGAGAUCAGAGUGAAAACCCUGGAGGAAAUCCGCCUGGAGAGAGCCAAGCAGAGGAGAGCAGCAGAACCCCCAGCCAAAAUCCCAGCAGAAGGAAGGAAAACUGAAGAAACAAAUUUAGCAGCAAAACCUUCCCCUGCUGCUCGCAGCAAACCCCUGAUGGGAGCCUUGGUGGAAAAAAACCACAAGAGGUUGGGAGAGGAGAAGGAAAAAGCUGAGGAGUUGAGCAGCAGGGCCAGGAGCGAGGGAGAUGCCAGGAAACAGAACAUUGCUGCCCCAGCUGCUGGCAGGGUGCAGCUGGCAGAGGCUGGCAGAGCCAGGGGAGCUGCAGAAGUUCGGAUCAAAACCCUGGAGGAGAUCAAGAGGGAGAAGGCGCUGAGGCUGCAGCAGAGCGGGGAGAACGUCCCGGCUGCCCCCGGCCCUGCCGAGGCUGCUGGGAGGGGCAGGAAACUGCUGAGGGUCACCAAGCUCCUGGCACCUGGAAGAGAAGAAAAAAUGAUCGUGGAGCUGAACAAACCUUCCCCUAAAAGUGGCUCUGCCCCUGCUGAGAAUUCAGGGAACUCUGGAAUUCAGGUGAAGAGCCUGGAGGAAAUCAUGUGGGAGAAGCGGCAGCAGAAACAGCGGCAGGAGGAGAAGCUGCAGCAGGGAGCUGGGGCAAAUCCAGCUGAAAUCCAGGAAAAAACCCAGGAGAAAAGCCAGGAGAAAACCCCAGGAUCAGGGAGCCCCGAGGCUGCUGUGGGGUCAGCCCAGCUGGGCAGGAGGAGAGGAGGAAAAACCCCCGAGGAUGGAGCAGGAACCCCAGAGAAGGAGCCGGGGAAAAAGGGAGCUCAGCUGCCCGAGAGGAGAGGCAGAGCCAAGUCCAGGCUGUCCCUGAAGCCUCUGGAUGCCAAAGCCCCUCCCAAGCAGCCCCUGAAGAGGAAGGGCCCUGAGGGCCACCCCCCUGCUGUGGUGGCAGUGAAGCCACUCAGUGCCACCAGCGGGGACACCCAGGGGUCCCCAGCCAAGGUUGUUCCCCCUUCUCCUGAGGACAGCCUGGACUCCAACCCUCGGAGGAAGAAUUCCCAGAACAGCCCUGAGCUGCAGCCUGGCACCCAGGGCGAUUCCAUGGCACAGUCAGAGGUGUCUGGAUCUUCCUCCUCAUCCUCCUCAUCCACAUCUUCCUCCUCCUCCUCCUCCUCCUCCUCCUCCUUGGAGGCUCCCCUGAAGCUGCGGCGCCUGAGCUCGGCCGGCGGCGCCAAGGCCGCGCUGUCGGUGGAGGACGACUUUGAGAAACUCAUCUGGGAAAUCUCUGGGGGAAAACUGGAGGCAGAAAUCGACCUGGAUCCAGGCAAGGAUGAGGAUGCUCUGCUGCUGGAACUGUCUGAGAUGAUUGACAGCUGAGAGGGGAGGUUUUGUUGGAAAAAAAAAAAAACAGGGGAAAAAAAGACGCGACACCAAAAAAAAAAAACCCACCCUGAAAAAGCAAAAUUUUCUCCUCACCUCCCACAGAAAUCUUGUAAAUAUUGUUGGAUCUGUGGAGGAGACCCUGCCCCAGCUGGAAGCACAGUUGGAUUGUUAGGAUUAGGCAGAGUCUGCUCUCAGUUAUCCCAAAAUUCCAGGCUGAGUUUGUCCCCCCACGGGACAGGACAGAGCACUUGGAACGCCCUGAGGGGCCACAGAUCCCAUCUCCAGAGCUCCCUCCUGGACAGAAAAUCCCAAAAAAAUCCCUGGAGUUACUGUGUCAACUCUGGGAGCCACGGAUGGACUUGCAUUUGGGGGGAAUUCAGGGAAAAGAGGCAAAAUCUGAGCAGGAUUUUGGACCAAAGCCUGCCAGGGUGAGCCUGGCUUGUGGGAUUUUUUCCAUGGGGGAAAGCAAAAAUUCCUCCUGGGAUUUGGGAAAAGGAACAUUGCUUCAAGUGCCUCUGGCUUCUGAGGAUUUCUCCCUGCAAUGAACUUCCCACAUCCAGCUGGGAUCGUUUUGGGAGGGAAAAAAGAAAAAGCACCUGGAAUGUUCCCCCUUGGUUGCUUCCCUCUUUUCCAGCCCUUUGGAGAUGGGAUUGAGUGAAAUCCCCGUGGGGUUUUUGUUUUUUUUUUUUUCAAUUUGUUUUGAGAUUUGUUUUUUGUUUUUCUGUAAAUAUUUUAUUCUUCCAUUUUAUAUUUGUAUGAUUCUAUUUAAGGGAUUAAAGGUAGGCUGCUCACUG